AUUUUCUUAGUUUCCUAUUUCCUCCCCCUCUCUCGCCCGUCGUUCGCUCGUUCGCCCGGCGUUCGCUCGCUCUCUUCCUCUCUUCUUCUCCCCUUUUCUCUACUCCUUUUCCUUCCGAAAUUUCAAAACAAUGCCCGUAAGAUUUCUGGGUUCCUUUACCAGUCUCCACAAGGAGAUUGCAGACACUGUUGAUGAGGGUUUCCGAUUAGGAUCGAGAAGAUCUUAGGGUUCGAUGUUUUGGAUCCCAAGGUAGUUGCUCUGGGGGAAUUGUAGAGUUUGGCUUUUUUUCAAUUCAUCAGUCGAAAGGAGCGGCAUUUGGGUGCGAAAGGUGGCAUUAUUGCGGGGAUUAAUAGGUGAUUCUUUGCAUCUUUUGGGUUCUGGUAAUCUUCUGGCUUGGAAUGCGUGAUCACUGAGGGGUCCUCUGCGAUGCUGUGGAGGAUCCCGUUGCAGGAAGAAGCUCAAAUCAGGGCUGGGGGGUUUUAUUUCCUUGGGGGAUUUUUGGUGCAACGGAACAUGCUCCAUUCGAUCCUUAGUUUCCAUGAGGUUUUGUGUUGAGGAGAAGUAUUGGGGUAGGAGAUGGUUGUUCGAGAGGGCUAAUACUUUUGUUUUCCGGAAGAAACCAGACGCAACAGAAGAAUAUUUUCGGGCACUGUUUACUGGGUAGUUCUUGUUGGAAGAUUCUGAGAAAUGUUUUCACCCGGGACAAAUCCUUCAAAAGAUGCAACUGGAGUCUCAGGCGGGGUGGCAGUUCCAACGCGGUUUGUGUGGCCAUAUGGGGGGAGAAGGGUCCUCCUGACCGGAACGUUCACAAGGUGGACUGACCUUAUACCAAUGUCCCCUGUAGAAGGUUGUCCUUCUGUAUUUCAAACUAUAUGGAACUUGGCACCCGGCAUUCACCAGUAUAAGUUCUAUGUUGAUGGGGAAUGGCGGCAUGAUGAACGGCAACCUUAUGUGGUGGGGAAUUAUGGGAUAGUGAACACGUUGCUUCUUACUCAGGGACCUGAUCUUAUGCCUGCAGUCUUGAGCCCUGAGACACCCGGCAGCAGAAUGAACAUGGAUGUAGACUACGAAACCUUCCAAUGUGCAGCCACAUCAUCAGGUGCUGCCCUGCAGGAGGCAACUUUGAGGAUUUCAGAGGCUGAUAUAGAGGUCUCUCGCCAUCGUAUUUCUUCAUUCUUGUCCAUGUUUACUGCUUAUGAAUUGCUUCCGGAGUCAGGAAAGGUCAUUGCUCUUGAUGUUAAUUUGCCUGUCAAGCAAGCUUUUCAUAUCCUCUAUGAGCAGGUAGUCAUCUAUUCUUGCUAUCUGAAAUCAAAUUGUCUACAGGGAAUUCCUGUUGCUCCUUUAUGGAACUCAUACCGGGGGCAAUUUGUUGGAGUACUCAGUGCGCUGGACUUCAUAUUAAUUCUGCAAGAGCUCAGUAAUCAUGGAUCAAAUCUAACAGAAGAGGAGCUUGAAACACAUACAAUAUCUGCUUGGAAGGAGGCAAAACAACAAUUCCAUAGGCAAAUGGAUACACAUGGAAGAACAUUUCGGAGGCAGCUAAUCCAUGCUGGUCCCUAUGAUUCAUUGAAAGAUGUAGCUUUGAAGAUUUUGCAAAAUGAGGUUGCAACUGUUCCAAUCAUUCAUUCAUCAUCAUCGGAUGGGUCAUUUUCUCAGUUGCUGCAUGUUGCAUCCCUCUCAGGAAUAUUAAAAUGUAUUUGCAGGCACUUUAAACAUUGUUCUACUUUGCCCGUUUUGCAACAACCUAUAUGUACUAUUCCUUUGGGCACAUGGGUCCCCAAAAUUGGGGAACCAAAUGGGAGACCAUUGGCAAUGUUGAGACCAAACGCAACACUUAGUGCUGCUCUAUCUCUGUUAGUGCAAGCUCGAGUUAGUUCAAUACCAAUAGUUGAUGACAAUGACUCUCUGCUGGAUACAUAUUCUAGAAGUGAUAUUACAGCUUUGGCUAAAGACAGAGCUUAUUCACAUAUUCACCUUGAUGAAAUGAGUAUUCACCAGGCACUGCAACUUGGACAAGAUGUGAGUGCUCCAUUUGGAUUCUUUAACGGGCAGCGAUGCCAGAUGUGUCUUCGUUCUGAUACUCUGCAGAAAGUGAUGGAGCGAUUGGCAAAUCCUGGGAUCCGGCGUGUUAUCAUUGUGGAAGCUGGAAGCAAGCGUGUAGAAGGCAUUAUUUCUCUGAGUGAUGUAUUCAGAUUCUUGCUUGGUUGGCCUCAAGUAUCAACAAGUAACUUCUAGUUUAUACUGGCUUGUGAGCACGUUAUUCUUCGCCUACCGUCUCUAUCGGGCAAAUGGAAUCAUUUCUUCUUCUUCUUUUUUCUUUUUUCCUCCUUUUAAUUUAAUAGGCGUCAUUGGUUUAGAGCCUGGUGUUUGUUGAGAAGACCACAAAUGGUCUGUAAAUGAGGAAUUUUCUUUCAACCCGGUUUUCCAUAAUUGUUGUUUCUGUAUGUGCUUUUGCUGGCUUGGAUGGUUAACUAGACCACAGAUCCAAAGAUAUGUGUGCUAAUAAAGGAAUGCCAUUAAGAGGAAAAAGGUGGGGAAGAUAAGAAAGUGGGAGAUGAGCCAAAUUUGAUGUCACUCAGGUGCUGCAAGUGAAAGUGGCAGGCGAGGUCAUGCCCUUCAGGGGAUCAGCAGCUACCGUCUUCCAUAUACAUCGCGGAGUCUGGGGCCAAGAGAAGGGAGCAGCCCUCGUAAUCUAGCUCGAGUAAUUUCCCUGUGGCAACAGGACUUGGCCUAUUUGCCAAGCUGGGUCUGAGACUCUCAGUUUGCAUCAGGCUGGAUCAAGUCUUUUUGUAACGGAGACAGCGUUCGUGCAUCACCACUCACCAGCCUCCGCAAAGUACAUUUAUGGUCAUUGAUGGGUGCGUCAUCUCUUUUUCUCUCUCUCGGUCUUCUACCAUUACCUAGUUUCACUUGUUGUCCGAGCAUUCUGAAACUUGCCUCCUGUUGUAUACAUAGAUUUGGCUGGGGGUUCUGCCAUAAAAAAAACUGCAUCUAUUAUGUUCUCAUUUAAUUGUCGGUUUCUGA
Molecule: messenger RNA, 3024 nt
Organism: Phoenix dactylifera (date palm)
Lineage: Eukaryota; Viridiplantae; Streptophyta; Magnoliopsida; Arecales; Arecaceae
Product: sucrose nonfermenting 4-like protein
Source: RefSeq, a predicted model, not a curated record